This is a messenger RNA of Stereum hirsutum FP-91666 SS1, 432 nucleotides long. RefSeq lists its product as uncharacterized. The transcript has 2 exons. The annotation marks the transcript as partial. The record is from RefSeq and is a predicted model, not a curated record. NCBI's taxonomy places the organism in Eukaryota, Fungi, Basidiomycota, Agaricomycetes, Russulales, Stereaceae.
AAUUACCGCGCGGACCUCCCGACUUCCCUCCAACGUCUCCAUGACGCCAUGGACCUACCCCAAUUCCCUCGCCCUCUCUGGAAGGACCUCCUCCAAGGCUUCUAUGUGGACUUCGACAAACUCUCGUCCACCAUCAGAUCCAUCAGCGGCGACGCCACUGAACCUAGGCGCCUUGGAGAAUUUGAAUGGAUCGAGGCCUAUUCCAUGUACGCCGAAGCCGUCAAGUUUGCUUUUCCCUGCCGAGAAAAGGAACUCCUCGGGUAUGGCCACAAUAUUGCCAAGCUCUUUGCAGGGACCGCGCCUCGUUUCCACUGCACGGUUCUCGAAUACGAUCGCGCGAUCCGUACUAGAGUCGGCCGAUCAAACAACUUCCAACUCACCGAUUCAGCCGAGUUCGACGAUCUCGCGAAGGCUCACAUGUCGCCCAUCGGC